CUAUAAUUUCCCACUUUUCAGAGUUAAUGUAAAUAUAAUGUUGCUGGAUAAAUAAACAAUAAACCCAACACAACAUUCUAGUAUAUUAAUCGUUACGUUGACCAGCCUCUGAACCAGCCUCAAGAUGGUGAUGAUAGAACUGGUUUACUGCAGGAUCACCGGCAAAACAAGAUCAUUGCCCAAGGUGCAUCACUUUAUACCUCUUGCACCGUGGACCUGCAAUAAAAUCAAGGGUAAACAACGUGUUAUGAAUAUUGAUGGAACGAAUGAUGGACCGAGUUCUAAGUUUGAGAAGAAGGAACAGAUCAAGCUUGUCCUGGACAUGUCCAACGACGGUCCAAUGUUCAAGAUGUUGGAGUCUAUGCUUAGUCUCAGUGGGGGUAAGGGGGAGAAGGGAGCAUACAAUGCUUUGGCCAAGCUCCUUCAGUCUGGAAUACCUGGAUUAGAAAACUUGUUUGGACAAGGACCAGACGGAUCUCUCAAGUUCAACAAGAUGUCGGAUGAAGACAAGAAAAGAUUUAUCGCAGCUGUGACAGGAUCUGAUGGCAAGAUUGAUUCUAAGGCAGCUGCUGCUUUGAUUGCUGCUGCAGCAUCUGGAGGAGAUCCGGAAAUCGCAAACAAAAUAAUCGAGAAAAUGAUGUCAGGAUUGGGGGAUGAGAUAGACCCAGCUAUGAUGUCUGCUCUAAUGGCUACAACAGCUUUAGUGGCUCAAGGAGCUAGCACAGAAGAGAUUCUUGCUGCUAUGCAAAGAGAGCUUGCAGCCAGUGGACUGAGCCCAGAAGAAAUUCUAGCAAAGACCUUGCUCCUUCAAAAGGCAAUGGCAGGCGACAACUCUCCUGCCUUUAUCAAUAAAACUCUUCGUAACGCUCUUAAUGCUGCAAAAAUUACAGCUGAAGAUCUUGCAAAGGGUCUUUACAUAGAGAAGGCAAUGGCAGCCUCUGGAGCAAGUCCUGAAGAUAUUGCUAAAGCUCUUCUUAUACAGACCAGCUUAUUAAAGAAAGGAGUGUCUUCUGAGGUUUUAGCACAGGUGUUCAAUAAGAUUGUCCAACAAAAUCAAAACAAAGAUAAGCUUAAAGAAGAAAUUGAAGGUGUUCUGAAGAAUGAUUCUAUUUCAACAGAUGAAAUAACAAAAGCACUAUCGAUGCAAAAAUAUUUUGAGUCUGGGAAGUUAAGAGGAAUGAAAGAACUACAGAAACUUCUUGAAGAAGGGAAAACUGACACAAUGGAAGGUCUGGAAGAGUGUAUCAACCAGAUAUUUGAGUCAGGUGGCAUUUCUCCAGAAUCAUUAUCUAAUUCUUUACUUUUACAAAAAGCAAUAUCAUCAGCUGGAGCUGGUUGUUUAGCAAGUGCAAUUCUCAUUCAAAAAGCCAUGCUUGAAGGAGGAAUGGCAAUUCAUGAUGUAUCAAAUGCAAUGUCCCUUUCAAUGUCUCUAAUCCCAGUAGAUGAAAAGGCAAUAAAAGAGUUGAAAGCAAGUCUUAUUAAAUGUCUAAAUCAAGGACUUGUUCCAAGUGACAUUGAUAUUAUCCUUGCGUUUAAAGAUGCCUUAGAAAAGGGUGAAAUACCUAAAGAAGCAAUAAACCUGAUGAGAAAGGCAAUGAAGCAAAGAAGAGGAUCCGUAGAUAAUGUUACAGAAACAUUAAUGGCUUCUCUUGCAGCAAGUGGACAGAGUCAAGAAAGUAUUGCCAAGGCAAUGGUUAAGGCAUUACAGGCAACUGGGGCCUCUCCCCAAGAAAUUGCCAAAACUAUGCAACAAGCAAUGAGAAAGUCUGGAGCAACUACAGAAGAAAUUGCCAAGGCAAUGGCAACAGCUAUGGCAGCUUCUGGAGCAUCUGCAGAGGACAUUGCUGCUGCCUUGAAGGAAACAUUUGCAAAAGCAAUGGCUGAAAACCCAGCAGCUGCUGCUGAUAUUGCCAGGUCUAUGGCUUGUGCUUUGGCAGCAGCUGGAGCAUCUGCUGAAGAUAUUGCUAAAACGAUGCAGGAAGCUUUGUCUGCUAGUUUGGGGGCAGACAGCUCUCCGGAGGAACUUCUAGAAAUUGCUCAAACUGUAGCAAGAGCUAUGGCUGAAGCUGGGGCUUCCCCAGAGGAAAUUAACCUUGCAAUGAGAAAUGCUAUUGCUGCAGCAGGGAAGAUUGAUGAUCCUGAGCUAAUGGCAGAGUUAGCUAAAACCAUGGCAAAAGCAAUGGCAGAUGCUGGUGCAAGUGGAGAGGAAAUAGCCAGAGCUAUGCAAACUGCUUUGUUGGAAAGUGGAAUCUCUGAAAAAGAACUUGCAGAGCAUAUGAUGAAAGCCAUGGCUGCUUCUGGAGCAUCAGCUGACGUUAUUGCUAAAACAAUGCAGUCUGCUAUGGCAAUGUCAGGAAUGUCCCAAGAAGAAAUUCAGAAACAUGUAAUUGAAGCUAUGAUUGAGGCUGGGGCUUCAGCGGAGGAAAUUGCACAAGCAAUUGUUUCCCAAAACCUUAUGAAUGCAAUUGGAGUCAGUCCUGAAGAAAUGGCUAAAAAACUGUUGAAUGAUUUACGCUGUGGUAAAGAUAUCACUGCAGAUAGUGUAAAACAGGUUUUAUCUAAUGGAGGACUAGAGCCAGAAACUGUAGCAAAAGUUCUAAUGUUUCAAAAAUCACUUGCUGCUUGUGGUUCUGAUCCUGAAGAUAUUGCCAAGGCUAUUUUAUUACAGAAAGCCUGGUCCAAUGGAUAUGGAAAUAGUCCUGAAAAUAUUGCAAAGGUUCUUGAGGACAUCAUAUUUGAUCUGAGUGGAGAGAGUGGUCAAAAUGAAAUUAUUAAUAUUAUUCUUAAUAGAUUGAUAUCUGAUGACAUGAAUGUUGAUGAUGUAAUGAAGGCAGUGAUGUUUGAUAAAGCACUUGAUACUAAUGGGGCAUCUGUUAUCAACAUCAAAGAAAUUGUGAACAAAUCUUUAAAGAAUAAGAAUUUUGACCAAGCUGAUUUGUCAAAAUCAAUACAAGAACUGUUAUUUAACAAUGGUGCAAAAGCUGAUGCAAUUUCAAGAACAGCAGUUCUUCAGAAAAUCUUAACAACCCUAUCAGUUUCACCUGAUGAUAUAGCCAAGGUAUUUAGCAUUCAAAAAGCAAUGUAUGAUGCAGGGGCAACACCCCAGGAUAUUUCAAUGAUGAUGGAGUUUGCUCUCGGAGGCAGCUCUCUAAGCCUAGAAAAUACUGUUACUAAAUUGAGAGAGAAAAUUAAUAGAAAACUAAAUGCAGCUGACGUUGUAAAUAUCAUUGAGGUGGCUGAAGCUUUUCAAGGUACAAGAAUACCUGCUGAAUUAAUAUCAAAGAUCAUGCUUAUGCAAAAAGCAAUUGAAAGUGACAUUUCAUCUCCUGAGCAGUCAUCUGCAGAUCUUGCAAAUAAAUUAAAGAGACCAAAUGCAAACCCAGAAAGUCUGGCCACAGACCUAAAUGAACUCUUACAGAAAAAUGGACUUAGCACUGACAGUCUUGAAAAAUCAAUUUUAAUGCAGAAACUAUUAUUAGCAUCAGAAUUAACUUCUGAGGAGCUAGGUCUUCUGUUUCAUCUUCAGAAUAAACUUGUUGAAAUUGGCUUGCAUCCUGAUAAGAUAGGGCUUGCUUUGACAGAACUUUUAAAACAGUUUGGAUUGAAUAUCAAAGACAUUGCUGAGUCUUUAGUUGCAGCUCUAGACCAAAAUAAAAUAAAAGGAGAGGAAGUUAAGAUGAGCUCUAUUCUUUAUGAAGCUAUUAUACAUCCUGGCAUUGGGAGCAAAUAUGAGGGACUAUCAACACUUUCUUUAGAGCUUAAGAAUGGUACAACACAAGCUGAUUUGAUUAAUUUGCUAAAGAAAGUGUUAGAUAUUGAUAAUAUUAAACCGGAAUCAUUAGCCAAAAUCUUAUUGAUACAGAAAGUAAUGGGAGCGUCAGAAGCAGCUUUGGAAGAUCUAGCAAAGGUUCUCAGAAUACAGAAUGCUAUUCUACGACAUGGUGUCUCUGCUGAAGUCCUAUCAAGAACUAUUAAUGAAACUCUAAAACCAAGAAAAAAACUAUUUUUAGAAAAGCUUAAACAACCACUUUUGGAUGUGAUAUCUGCAGGCCAACUAACCGUUGCUGGUUCAGACAUUUCUUGUGGACAAGCUUAUCAGAAGGCCAUGAAAUCCAGUUCACAUUCAGAUGAUAAUAAGAUAAAGGAAAUAUUUGAUAAUGCAAUGAAGGUGGCAGGAUUGUCUAAAGAGGAUAUGGCAAAGGCAAUGGUAGUUCAAAAGAUGUUGGCAGCUUCCGGAGUUACUCCAGAGAUCAUGGCACAAGCUGUAAUGUUCCAAAAGGCCUUAGCUGCCUCAGGUAUAUCACCUGAUGAAAUUGCAGAGAUAUUUAAUAAAGCUGUUGGUCAAGAUAUGUCAGAGGAAGCAGUUGCUGCUCUGAUAGCUAGUGUGAUGACAAAGAAAGGAUGCACAAAAGAGGAUAUAGAUAAAAUGAUACAUUUACAAAAAUCAUUAAAUGCAGGUGUUUUAGCUCUAGGAGAUAAAUUUGGCUGCAAGGCUAAUGACCUUUUAAGUGGUGGUCAAGUUGAUGCAAACUUAUUACAAAAAGCUAUUCUAAUGCAGAAAAUUCUUUCAGCUGCUGGAAUUUCUCCAGAGGAUUUGGGUAAAGCAUUUCUACUUCAAAAUGCUAUGAUCGAAGCUGGUGCCUCUUCUGAUCAUGUCGCAUCAUGUAUGCAAAGAUCUUUAUUAGAAUCUGGAAUGAGUUUAGAGCAUUUUAUCACCCUAAUGGAAAUAGAAUUAAAAACUGCCCUCACAAGAGGUCUGCAAGGUAGAGAUAUUAUUCGCACCCUACAAUUUGAAAAAAUACUUGGUGCAAGUGGAUGUGCCAAAAGAAUGUUAAGAAAGAUCAACCCUGAAGCACUCCGUUUAAUGGAAGCAACCGUUAAGAAGAAAAUACCCGGAGUAUCUAACUCUAGCAAUUUGAUGGAAGCAAUGAAGGGGGCAUUGAGCAGUGUUCUUGAUAACUCUAUAUUACAAGCAAUGGAGGUUUCAGCAGCAAUGGCAUCUGCCGGGGCAUCUAAAGAAGAAAUAGAGGAAAUGAUGCAGAUGAUUCUGAACAAGGGCGGAGGAAUAUCAGAUGAUUUUAUAGAAUCAAUUAAAGAAGCAAUGAAGGCUGGAGGAUCUCCAUUUGAAAAACUGAAUGCCCUGAAGGCUGCAAUGGAGGAAGAGAUGAAUUCGGUAACAAAUGCUUUAAGAAAUACUUUUAUAAACAGAAUUCCUACACCGGAGGAAAUAGCUAGUACCUGUAAUACCCUAGCAGAGAAGCUAGGAGCAGAUGCUGCUGCCAGAAUAGAUGUCAAGCUGGCUUUAGUAGAUGUUCUUGAUGAAGCACUUCAAGAUGUUCUUGAGUAUGAACCAGAUGCAGAUAUGAUCUUUAACUACCUCAUGGUGUCAGCCUUAGCUUCUGCUACAGACUAUGUUGAGAGAAAUGGAAUAAAACCUACCGGAGAUGAGCUGCAGGAGCUGGCUAGGAGAGAGAUUAUUGAGAUGAUAGAACGGUUACUACUGGAAGCAGAUCUAGAGGCUGAACUACCUAAACUAGAGGUCUACGGGAAGACAAUUGACGGGAUCAAGGAGCUCCUCAACUUCCUACUCAUGGACCCAGUUACAGGUAAAGCGUUGAAGAGACAAGUUGCUUUCUUGUUUGAUUUCGAGGAGAUCGAACACACCACCGUCCUCGGGCUCACCCUACAGGACAUCAUCAAGGAUGCCAAACACAAGCUCCGUCCCUGGGAGCUGGAGAAGAAAAGGAAGAUACGAGGUUUAAAGAAAUCUCUUAUUCCCAACCUUGGUUACUCACAGAUCUACUGCUACUACAGGGUGUUACCUGAGCAUCUGGAGGGUCCACCUAUCGGCCUGGCAUACGAAUAAAUAUCUAGCAUUUGCCAACCUAUCAGCUUUAUUCAAGUGUACACCAUGCAGUACAGUCUAUACAGUGUACAGACUCCAAAUAUCGUCUUCACAAAUUUAAAAAUAGCACGCGACAUGAAUAUGGGACACUACACUGCCUUGAGUUGGACAAAAUAAUAUUU
Messenger RNA from Eurytemora carolleeae, 6027 nucleotides. RefSeq lists its product as uncharacterized. The coding region runs from base 125 to 5866 and encodes 1913 amino acids. NCBI's taxonomy places the organism in Eukaryota, Metazoa, Arthropoda, Copepoda, Calanoida, Temoridae. The transcript is spliced from 15 exons. The record is from RefSeq and is a predicted model, not a curated record.